Molecule: messenger RNA, 1485 nt
Organism: Puma concolor (puma)
Lineage: Eukaryota; Metazoa; Chordata; Mammalia; Carnivora; Felidae
Gene: ANGPT2
Product: angiopoietin 2
Biological process (GO): blood coagulation
Source: RefSeq, a predicted model, not a curated record
AUGUGGCAGCUUGUUUUCUUUACUUUGAGCUGUGAUCUUGUCCUAGCCGCAGCCUAUAACAACUUUCGGAGAGGCAUGGACAGCAUGGGGAAAAGGCAGUAUCAGGUUCAGCAGGGGUCCUGCAGCUACACUUUCCUCCUGCCGGAGACAGACAACUGUCGCUCGACUAGCUCCUACGCGUCCAGCGCUGUACAGAGGGACUCACCACUAGAUUAUGACGACUCCGUGCAGAGGCUACAAGUGCUGGAGGACAUCAUGGAAAACAACACUCAGUGGCUAAUGAAGCUUGAGAAUUAUAUCCAGGACAACAUGAAGAAAGAAAUGGUAGAGAUACAACAGAACGCAGUACAGAACCAGACGGCCGUGAUGAUAGAAAUAGGCACAAACUUACUGAAUCAGACAGCAGAGCAAACACGGAAGUUAACGGACGUUGAAGCACAAGUAUUAAAUCAGACGACAAGACUUGAACUUCAGCUUCUGGAACACUCCCUUUCCACCAGCAAACUGGAAAAACAGAUUUUGGACCAGACCAGUGAAAUAAACAAAUUGCAAGAUAAGAACAGUUUCCUGGAAAAGAAAGUACUAGACAUGGAAGACAAGCAUAUUGUUCAACUACAGUCGAUAAAAGAAGAGAAAGAUCAGCUCCAAGUAUUAGUAUCCAAGCAAAAUUCCAUCAUUGAAGAACUAGAAAAACAAUUAGUGACCGCCACGGUGAAUAGCUCAGUUCUCCAAAAGCAGCAACAUGAUCUGAUGGAGACAGUUCAUAAUUUAUUGACUAUGAUAUCAUCAAGCUCAGCGAAGAACUCCUUCAGUGCUAAGGAAGAAGCAGUCGUUUUCAGAGACUGUGCAGAAGCAUUCAAGUCAGGGAGGACAGCGAACGGCAUCUAUACGCUGGUGUUCCCAAACUCCACAGAGGAGAUAAAGGCAUACUGCGACAUGGAGACGGCUGGAGGUGGGUGGACCAUCAUUCAGCGGCGGGAAGAUGGCAGUGUUGACUUCCAGAGGACUUGGAACGAAUAUAAAGUGGGAUUUGGGAACCCUUCCGGUGAACACUGGCUGGGAAAUGAGUUUGUUUUCCAAGUGACCAAUCAACAGCCCUACGUGCUUAAAAUACACCUUAAAGACUGGGAAGGGAAUGAAGCGUACUCACUGUAUGAACAUUUCUCUCUCUCCAGUGAAGAAUUCAAUUACAGGAUUCACCUUCAAGGACUUACAGGGACAGCCGGCAAAAUAAGCAGCAUCAGCCAACCAGGAAAUGAUUUUAGCACAAAGGAUGCAGACAACGACAAAUGUAUUUGCAAAUGUUCACAAAUGCUCACAGGAGGCUGGUGGUUUGAUGCGUGCGGUCCCUCCAACUUGAACGGAAUGUACUACCCGCAGAGGCAGAACACAAAUAAGUUCAGCGGCAUUAAGUGGUACUACUGGAAAGGCUCAGGCUACUCGCUCAAGGCCACGACCAUGAUGAUCCGACCCGCAGGUUUCUAA